Molecule: messenger RNA, 906 nt
Organism: Symbiodinium pilosum
Lineage: Eukaryota; Dinophyceae; Suessiales; Symbiodiniaceae
Source: the annotation of a GenBank genome assembly
AUGGCAGAGGAUGAAGUCAUGGACACAAUCGCUGAGUCAGAUGAAGUAGAAGAUAGUGCAGGAGAAGUCGAUGAAGAAACAACUGGCAGCAAGGUCGAAGCAUCAAAAGAGACAGAGAGCCUGCAGGAAGAGCUUGCAGCAGCAAAGGCGGAUGCUGAGACUUCAAAGGAACUCGCGGCACGGCGACAGCGCCAACUUGACGAUUCCCAGGCUGAAGCGUCAAGGCAAAUCCAAAGCCUGCAGGAAGAGCUCGAAGCUGUAAAGGUGGAUGCUGAGUCUUCAAAGGAAGUUGCUGAGCUGUACCAGCAACAGCUUGUUGAGUCAAAGGCUGAAGCAUCAAGGCAAAUCCAAAGCCUGCAGGAAGAGCUCGGAGCUGUAAAGGAGGCUGCUGCGCUGUGCCAGCAACGACUCCACGAGACAAAGGCAGAAUCCGCGAAGCAGCAAGACAGCGAGCUUCAAAAAUCUCAGGUGACUCAAGUAGCAGCGGCAAAAGACAUCAGGGCUGCUGUCCGUGAGCUCACAGCCCUGCAGUCGCAGCUGCAAGCCCUCCAGGCCAGCAGGCUGCAGGAUGCUGAUGUUCAGAGGCAAAAGUUGGAGGAACUGAAGGAGCUUGAGGCUGCCAAGCAGGAGGAUGCCAAGAAGCAGCUCCAGUCCGCGAAGGACCACGCGGAAGUAGUCUUGGCGGAGAAUGCCAAGCUCAGGCGAGAGAUCAAUGCCCUCAAAGAGGCGCGUGAUGCGCCCACGCAAGAGAGGCCAGACUCAGAAGAUACCUUCUGGGGACGAGUGAUGGCAUCCAUUGCCUGUGCCCGAACUUCCAAACCCACUUCCCCCAGCAACGCUCGAGCUGGGCUGGCUGAACCAGAGCAGCCAAUCCGGCUCUCGAUGCCGGACACAAAUGGUCCCUGA